AUGACAAUGCGGUUAAAGAAAUGCGUUCUCGUCAUUGCUCUCCUGUACAUCGUUUCGGAAUGUGUAGCAACGGGAAAUUCGCAAGGAGAGAAUAGAAGAUCUGAACCGAUUCCAGAUUUGAACGAGCCUGCUGCCGAAGAGAUGGAAGAGAGUAGAAUUGAAGUUCAAGAUCCUAUGCAUGAACCAAUUGGUUCGAAGCAGAGUCUCCAUUCUGAUGAAGAAUGGAUAGAGAUUUGGCGGAAGAAUCAUAAGAAAGAAUUAAAAAAACAACAAAGGAUAAGAUACAAUACAAAAUUGAAUAACGAUCCUGCUCGUAAAGCAGCAUUGAGAGCGAGUCGUCAAGAGAAAGAAAAGGGAUGGCGUUUGCAGCGAAAAGAACGCAUUAAAGCUCUUCCUGCAGAAGAAAGAAAAGCCUCUCUUGACCGAACAAGGUUGAUGAACAAUGAAUCUGCACGAAAACGUAGAACUGCCCAUUAUUAUGGUGGAUUCAGUACACGUAAGGAACAAGAAAGAAACAGGCUCAGGGAAUUGGAGCGAUCAGGUAAAGCAACUUCGAGUCAAUUAGAAAAGUUGAAAUCGUUGAGACAUGAGGAACGCCUAAAAUAUCACAAGAAAGCGCAAAGGAAGAAAGAAUUGAAGAAUGCUAAGGCCGAGGAUGAUGGCACUGUGGACAAAAGGAAGAAUAGGAAUGGCUAG
Messenger RNA from Meira miltonrushii, 696 nucleotides. RefSeq lists its product as uncharacterized. The record is from RefSeq and is a predicted model, not a curated record. The transcript has a single exon. The coding region runs from base 1 to 696 and encodes 231 amino acids. NCBI's taxonomy places the organism in Eukaryota, Fungi, Basidiomycota, Exobasidiomycetes, Exobasidiales, Brachybasidiaceae.